AGAGUCCGGCCGAGGGCUCCACCCGUCGGGAACGGGGAGGGAGAACGCAGGGAAACUCUUCAAUCUCCAGUCUAGCUGGCCCCUUGCCAGCGAGAAACCCUACCGUCUUGCCCUACCUGUAGUGUCCCCAGUGUCCCGAUUUGUGCCCCUUCCCUUGCCACUGACCGCUCCUCGGGUGUCUAUCCCAGCGCACUGGCUAUGCGCCCCCAGAUCGCGUGCUGUGGACACCCAGCUCACCCAUGGCCACCCUUUCUUGAACAACUCGUGGGCUCUGGAGCCACGGAGACCACAGCCCCGGGCGGCGUUCUGCUACCUUGGGUCCCUCCCUCAGCUCCGGGGCUAUUCAUAAAUUAGGCUGGCCUAGAGAGGCGCAGACACUUCAACCCGGGAAAACUUAUUUUACUCGCGGUCCCUAAGGGUUGCAGCUGCCAGUGGCUGAGAUCGUCCGCCCGCUUUGUCUCACUGCACUCUCAGCACCCCUCCCCCGCUUCCUCCACCGAUUAACUCCCCCUACACGCUCUUCACCAGCUCCUCUCCUCCUGCUUCUCAACCUCCUCCCUGUUCUUCUGGGGCUGCGUUGCUGCGCUUCCUCCCUCCCUUAGUGUCAGUCUCUUUGCAUACGCGCCCCCUCCCCUCCCCUCCCUGCCGCGCCUCUUAUAGCCCGGCGCGCGGCUGCGGGGCGCAGACUGCUCCGGCAGCUAGAGUAGAGGUGGCGUGGCUGUGGCGCUGCGGAGACCGGGUCCAGACGCCAGGCGGCCGCCGGCGCUCACAGCGCUUCCUAGCUCCCUCCCCCAGAGUCCACAGCCCGCCUUCUUCCGCGGCGCCUGCAGCCGCAGGCUCGCUCUCCCCUCUCGAGACGCAUUCGGGGAGACGCUCUGCGGGUCCCGCGCGCACGGUCCACGGCUAGGAGACCGUGAAACCAAGGCGAACCGCCAGCGGUUAGCCGGCCCCCUGAGCCUGUGCUUCAGGCGCGGUCCCCUCUCCCGCCGGCGCCCCAUGCGCCCUUCUUUCACCCGGGCUGUCGCCACUGCUUCCCGGGACUGAGUCGCCCGCUUCGUCGUCUCCACGCCCGAGACCGAGGCAAGAACCCAGCCAGUUGUUUGCGGAGGCCAGUCACCACUGCUGUGCCAGCAAUUGCAGGUACAUAAGAAUAGUCCUGGUGAGGUACUGUUUAAUCAUAAGAGGAGGUGGAUGCCUCCUUUGUUCUUGUGACUGGUUUUCCAAGAGUUGGUACAGAGUAGGAAGAACAGAAAAACAGCAUGAGAGUGGAAACAAAAUGUCAGUCAGCGUUCAUGAGAACCGCAAGUCCAGGGCCAGCAGCGGCUCCAUUAACAUCUAUCUGUUUCAUAAGUCUUCCUAUGCUGACAGUGUCCUCACUCACCUGAACCUUUUACGUCAGCAGCGUCUCUUUACCGAUGUCCUUCUCCAUGCAGGAAACAGGACUUUUCCUUGUCACCGGGCAGUGCUGGCUGCGUGUAGCCGCUACUUUGAGGCCAUGUUCAGUGGUGGCCUGAAAGAGAGCCAGGAUAGUGAGGUCAACUUUGACAAUUCCAUCCACCCAGAAGUCUUGGAGCUGCUUCUUGACUAUGCAUACUCCUCCCGGGUGAUCAUCAAUGAAGAAAAUGCAGAAUCGCUCCUGGAAGCUGGCGAUAUGCUGGAGUUUCAAGAUAUCCGGGAUGCAUGUGCUGAAUUCCUGGAAAAGAACCUGCAUCCCACCAACUGCCUGGGCAUGCUGCUGCUGUCCGAUGCGCACCAGUGCACCAAGCUGUAUGAACUAUCCUGGAGAAUGUGUCUCAGCAACUUCCAGACCAUCAGGAAGAAUGAAGAUUUCCUUCAGCUGCCCCAGGACAUGGUAGUACAGCUCUUGUCCAGCGAAGAGCUCGAGACUGAAGAUGAAAGGCUCGUAUAUGAGUCUGCAAUUAACUGGAUCAGUUACGACCUGAAAAAGCGCUAUUGCUACCUCCCAGAGCUGUUGCAGACGGUGAGGCUGGCACUCCUGCCAGCCAUCUACCUCAUGGAGAACGUAGCCAUGGAAGAACUCAUCACCAAGCAGAGAAAGAGUAAGGAGAUCGUGGAAGAGGCCAUCCGGUGCAAACUGAAAAUCCUGCAGAAUGAUGGCGUGGUGACCAGCCUCUGUGCCCGGCCUCGGAAAACUGGCCAUGCCCUCUUCCUCCUAGGAGGACAGACUUUCAUGUGUGACAAGCUGUAUCUGGUAGAUCAGAAAGCCAAACAAAUCAUUCCCAAGGCCGACAUUCCCAGCCCUAGAAAAGAGUUCAGUGCAUGUGCGAUUGGCUGCAAAGUGUACAUUACUGGAGGGCGGGGGUCUGAAAAUGGCGUCUCAAAAGAUGUCUGGGUUUAUGAUACCCUGCAUGAGGAGUGGUCCAAAGCUGCCCCUAUGCUGGUGGCCAGGUUUGGCCAUGGCUCUGCUGAACUGAAGCACUGCCUGUAUGUGGUUGGGGGGCACACAGCUGCAACUGGCUGCCUCCCAGCCUCCCCCUCAGUCUCUCUAAAGCAAGUCGAACACUAUGACCCCACAACCAACAAAUGGACCAUGGUAGCACCACUUCGAGAAGGCGUUAGCAAUGCCGCCGUAGUGAGUGCCAAGCUCAAAUUGUUUGCUUUCGGAGGUACCAGCGUCAGUCAUGACAAGCUCCCCAAGGUUCAGUGUUAUGAUCAGUGUGAAAAUAGGUGGACGGUACCGGCCACCUGUCCCCAGCCCUGGCGUUACACAGCAGCAGCUGUGCUGGGGAACCAGAUUUUUAUAAUGGGAGGAGACACAGAGUUCUCCGCCUGCUCUGCUUAUAAAUUCAAUAGUGAAACUUACCAGUGGACCAAGGUGGGAGACGUGACGGCAAAGCGCAUGAGCUGCCAUGCUGUGGCCUCCGGAAACAAACUCUAUGUGGUUGGAGGAUACUUUGGCAUUCAGCGAUGCAAGACUUUGGACUGUUACGAUCCAACUUUAGAUGUGUGGAACAGCAUAACCACAGUCCCUUACUCACUGAUUCCUACUGCGUUUGUCAGCACCUGGAAACAUCUACCUUCUUAAACAUCCUUAAAUAAGCAUGAGCUCCCUCCAUCACUCAGUGAGACAAUAGGAGAUUUCUACUUCGGAGCUGCCAAGUUUAAUGAAGAGAAAGAACAAAAGGAGGAGAAGUUGCUGUAAGACUGAAUAACAUCCGCUGCACCUUGUCAAUGCUCUAACUGGACAUGAAGGAAAGGGGUGAGGGAGGGGGUGGGAUUCUCAGUGCAAGUAGCACAUGGUUUAAAUAUGAAUGACUGAACCUGUGAUCUAGUCCUUGUCCUGUAAUUGUGGAUUAAUGUCAGCGUUAAUCAGCCCCUGAAAGGGAGAGAAAAGCUGGACCUUUUCCCUUGCUGUACCACAUUCAGCAUUUGAUUCCAUGGGCUCCGCCAUUUAUGUGUAAAAUUUGAAAUGGUUGUCACCUCUCUCUGAGGAGUGAGCUUGAAGCCUCCACACUGGCAGCUGUUGGUGAUUCAAAGCUUCAGCCUGGCCAGGAGGGAAGCUGGCUGAGCUGGCUCAAGAAUGAGGACCGCUGCACUGGACUCUCCGUUAAUCUCCAAGGGGUUGUUCCUUCCCCCAGGAACAUUUCUGAACAAUGGGGACAUUGUUGGUAGCUGUUUGGUAGAUGUUCUUUUCUAUUUAUAAGUGACUUUAAACUUUCCCUUGGCUGUUAAGAAGUUUGUUAUAGAUUUAGCUAUUUAUUGUUUGAUGCCUGCAUGCUGAAACAAUGCUUACAGUUGUCUUCACGUGUAUGGAUGUGUGAAUAGUUGUAUGUUUUGCACAUUUUGUGGCUGUUGGGAUGUGCUUUGCUGCACAAAAAUGAAAAACUUUUUGAGUUUUGAUUUGGAGUAUAACUGGAGGGUGGGUGGGGGUGGGCUGGACUUUUAAAAUGUUAAGACAGGGAAGGAUUAUAAAAUGGAAACAUCCCAGAGGUAGAGAAAUCAUGAAGGUCACUUUUCUUAGAUUCACCACCUUUUUCUGGGGUUUCAUGGUGGGGGGGGGUAUGGUCAAGCUGGUGGCUGAUGAGAUGAAGGAGGAGUCCUUCUUUCUGCCUUUCUCCUUCCCAUCUGAUUUACCCAACGUCAGUCUCAGCUGCUGGAAUUUGGAAAGGACCAAAUUGUUUUGCAGUUUUUUUUUUUUCUUUGUGUAAUAUCCUGCAGUCCUGGAAAAUUCUAUGGAAUAGUUCUGUAUAUAGGGUACAGGUAAAGACAUUGUCCAAAGUUUAUUUAUUUAUCUAUUUAUUACCCUAUAAGAAUGCUUUGUUGUGUAACCACAGUUAAUGGGAACAACCUAAAAUGUCACAAUGUAUAUUAAUUCACUGACCACAUUUGCUUGAUCUGGACUUAUUGUUCUCUGUUCUUGCUGUAGAAUUUAGCAAAUGCUAGAAGUUCUUCAGAAAACAUUCACAUUGGUACAGUGUACACAUUAGUGCCCACCCUUAGGUAAAUGUUGAAAAAAAACUCUUUGGUAUACAAAAGUGACACAUUUGGUCACAAAACACCAAAGAAUUGUAAGCAGUGGCCCUGUGGAGAGGUUUUCCAGGCUGGUUGGGAAUCAGUUGUGAAUACCUUCUUUGCUUGUUGGAGUGCUUGUUUACUAAACACGUGCUGUGGUAGCUCUUAGUGCUAGAUUUGAGUAGGUGCUUCUUCAGAGGUGUCUGGGGAAGACCAGAGUUUGCAGCUCGGUCUGCUUUGGUCCAUGUUUCUCACAUUGCUGUAUUUUAGAAAAUAGGGUUUAAGGCUGAUAACAACCUUUUACAUUGUGUGUUUGCAUUGUCUAAUGACAGAAAAAUCCUUAACAUUUCUCUCCACCUCGGUACUUCAGACUAAUUGUACAUGUCCGUCCUUGCCAUGAAUAAGUGGGCUCCAGUUGGACCAAAAUAAAAUAAAUGAGCUGUUGGAAUAAAAGAAUCACAUUACUGUCCAGCAGCUAGUCAUGGUUCCUAGAUGUGUUCUAAGCGAUGCAAAUGUCUAAUUGUACUCUGGCGGCAUAGUCGGUGUUGAUCUGUUGUAGCAGUUACAGCUCUGUAGUUUAUGAUGCAAAUCUGUCCAGAGAUGUAUGUGUCACUGCAUGACUUCUGAAAGCAGGAAGAAUUUUCUGCAGCUGUUUCAAAGUUGGGGCCUGUCCUUGAAUCCUCCAUUAAUUACUGUGUGUGAGCCAGAGGGAGCGACCGUAAGGGUGGGCCCCCAGCCUGCAGGGAACUUUCUGGACUCCUGCUCUUUGAAUUGAUGUAGGCAUUUGUGCUCGCUACUUGACCAUUCUCACCCUGUGAAACGUCCCACACUUUGAAGCAAAUACAAUUCACAGCACAGUACAUACAAAAACCUUGGCAUAAGACAGAGAAGGUUCUUCUCAUUUUGUGAGCUGGUUGCUGUAGAAACGGAUAACAAAGGGCAGCCUUCCACUUCUGGUAUAAUUGUGUAGCCCCUUUUCUCUGGGCUUGACACCUGUCUGAAUAAGAGUGAUUAGAGCUGCAUAGUAUCCCUCUCUUGGCUAUUGAAUAUGUGGUUCACGUACAGAACUCUGUAUAAGUUAGUAAAAUGUUCGUGUUCAUAUGUACUUGUUUGCUACUACUACAUUUUUGAGGUUUUGUAAAACAUUUUUUUUUUUCACAAUGUGAAACUGAAGGUCAAUAAAUUAUUAGAGAUUUUCUCUUCA
This is a messenger RNA of Marmota flaviventris (yellow-bellied marmot), 5677 nucleotides long. Lineage: Eukaryota; Metazoa; Chordata; Mammalia; Rodentia; Sciuridae. The record is from RefSeq and is a predicted model, not a curated record.